AUGAAGAUUCGCAACACUGUUGAGGUGAUUGUGCCUACCACUUACACUGCCGCCCUGAGAGCAACUAAGGCUAUGGAAGGACUUGAUAGUUCGCGUGAACCUCCUUCAUCACCAGUGGGGCAGAAGCGACACCACAGCCAGACUAACGGAAAUGAAUUGUCUUUUUCACAUACAAAGAAUCGAUCCGACAAACAGCGCCAUGAUUUUAAGCGUGGAAAGCAGGGCAGUGAGAACAGAUCAGAAAAUAGGCUCAAGUGCAAGGAGUGCGGUAAGAAUCAUUGGGGCCCGUGUUUGGCUCGCUUUGAAGCUUGUUUUCGAUGUGGAAAGGAAGAGCAUUUGGCUAAGGACUGUCCUAGAGGUCAUACUAAUGAUACCAAAAUUCAGCAGAGGCUAUUACGCAUCGCAAAUAACCCCACUCAGAACCGUCCUCCAGCGAGAGCUUAUGCCUCUACUAGUCAGGAUACUGGAAACCCUGAUGCAGCGAUGACAGGUACACUAAAUGUUCUUGGUCACCUUGAUUUGACAUUGUUUGACUCGGGAUCUACGCAUUCUUUUAUUUCUACUAUUUUUGUUAGUCAAGCAAAGUUUGUGUUAGAACCUUUAUUACAUGGAUUCUCAGUAGGCACCUUGGCAGGGGUGGAUAUGAUUGCUGCUGAGUAA
Messenger RNA from Cucurbita moschata (crookneck pumpkin), 660 nucleotides. RefSeq lists its product as uncharacterized. NCBI's taxonomy places the organism in Eukaryota, Viridiplantae, Streptophyta, Magnoliopsida, Cucurbitales, Cucurbitaceae. The record is from RefSeq and is a predicted model, not a curated record. The transcript has a single exon. Gene Ontology annotation, molecular function: nucleic acid binding; zinc ion binding. Bases 1 to 660 code for a protein of 219 amino acids.